Ctenocephalides felis (cat flea) is the source of this 1736-nucleotide messenger RNA. RefSeq names its product WD40 repeat-containing protein SMU1 (gene Smu1). The transcript has 2 exons. The coding region runs from base 165 to 1697 and encodes 510 amino acids. Gene Ontology annotation, cellular component: precatalytic spliceosome. Gene Ontology annotation, molecular function: protein binding. The record is from RefSeq and is a predicted model, not a curated record. NCBI's taxonomy places the organism in Eukaryota, Metazoa, Arthropoda, Insecta, Siphonaptera, Pulicidae. Gene Ontology annotation, biological process: mRNA splicing, via spliceosome.
UUGGGUUUGUGUUUUGGAUUAUAUUUUUCAGAAUACUAAGAGAAUAAAUAAAUUAUUACUGGUGGUAGUAAAUUUAAGAUACACUGUUAUAUAUUAUUGGUUCAAAGUACUAAAUUCUAGUAAAAUAGCGGUUAUAGCAAAACAGAAGAUUGUAAACAACUAGUAUGUCUAUAGAAAUAGAAUCAGCUGAUGUCAUACGACUCAUUCAACAAUAUCUGAAAGAGUCAAAUUUAACGAGAACGUUACAAACAAUACAAGAAGAAACUGGAGUGUCACUCAAUACAGUAGACAGUGUAGAUAGUUUUUGUUCCGAUAUUAAUAAUGGUCAUUGGGAUACAGUUUUAAAAUCUAUUCAAUCCCUUAAACUACCAGACAAGAAGCUAAUAGAUCUUUAUGAACAAGUAGUUUUAGAGUUAAUAGAAUUACGGGAAUUAGGAGCGGCAAGAUCUUUGUUAAGGCAAACAGACCCUAUGAUCAUGUUAAAACAGCAAGAAGCUGAAAGGUACUUGCAUCUGGAAAAUAUGCUGGCAAGAUCUUACUUUGAUCCCCGAGAAGCUUACCCUGAUGGAGGUUCUAAAGAAAAGAGGAGGACAGCCAUUGCUCUAGCGUUAAGUGGUGAAGUGUCUGUUGUGCCUUCUGCAAGAUUGCUGGCCCUAUUGGGUCAAGCCCUAAAAUGGCAACAACAUCAGGGUUUAUUGCCACCUGGUACAACUAUUGAUUUGUUUAGAGGAAAAGCUGCUAUUCGUGAUCAAGAAGAAGAACAAUACCCAACACAAAUAUCCAGACAGAUUAAAUUUGGGCAAAAAUCCCAUGUUGAAUGUGCUCAGUUUUCACCCGAUGGUCAAUUUUUAGUUACUGGAAGUGUGGACGGCUUUAUUGAAUUGUGGAAUUUUACCACAGGUAAAAUUAGAAAAGAUUUAAAAUAUCAAGCUCAAGAUGAUUUCAUGGUCAUGGAACAAGCUGUCUUGAGUUUAAACUUCUCUCGAGAUUCUGAAAUGUUAGCUAGUGGUGCCCAAGAUGGACAAAUAAAAAUAUGGAAAAUUUCUUCAGGACAAUGUUUAAGAAAGUUUGAAAAAGCACAUACUAAAGGUGUAACAUGCAUACAUUUUUCUAAAGAUAAUAGCCAAAUUUUAAGUGCAUCUUUCGAUAAUAUUAUUAGAAUACAUGGUUUGAAAUCAGGAAAAAUGUUAAAAGAAUUUAGAGGGCAUACUUCUUUUGUGAAUGAAGUUGUUUUCUCACCUGAUGGACAUAAUUUGUUAAGUGGUUCAUCAGAUGGUACAGUUAAAAUAUGGAGCAUAAAAACUACAGAAUGCAUUAACACCUUUAAGGGGCUUGGCACUAUUGAAUUAACUGUGAAUAAUGUUUUACCCUUACCUAAAAACCCCGAACACUUCAUUGUUUGUAAUCGUUCAAAUACAGUGGUUAUAAUGAACAUGCAAGGGCAAAUUGUUCGUUCAUUCUCAUCAGGAAAGAGAGAAGGAGGUUCAUUCAUAUGUGCUGCUUUAUCUCCAAGAGGUGAAUUUAUAUAUUGUGCAGGUGAGGACUUAGUGUUGUAUUGCUUUUCCAUAACAUCUGGAAAACUAGAAAGAACUCUUAAUGUACAUGACAAAAAUGUAAUUGGACUUUGCCACCAUCCACAUCAAAAUUUGCUGGCUACCUACAGUGAAGAUGGUUUGCUCAAACUAUGGAAACCAUAAACCUUCAAGACUUAUUACAGAUAAUAUAUUAUAAAACGA